This is a messenger RNA of Mesitornis unicolor (brown roatelo), 660 nucleotides long. RefSeq names its product chromosome unknown open reading frame, human C1orf158 (gene CFAP107). The transcript is spliced from 4 exons. The record is from RefSeq and is a predicted model, not a curated record. The coding region runs from base 1 to 660 and encodes 219 amino acids. Lineage: Eukaryota; Metazoa; Chordata; Aves; Mesitornithiformes; Mesitornithidae.
AUGGAUGGAGAUUGGUGGAAAGUUAAACCUCAAUACUCUACUAAAGUCCUCAUUGGAAACUGGGUGGAAGAGAGGCAAAGGUUUAUAAAACAUGCUGGGAAACUCGGCAGCAGCAUAUACAGCACAGACUACAUUUGGUUCCCAGAUCACAAACCAAACCAAACACUAAGGAGGAGCAUGAUAGAAAAAUAUCAGGGCCUGCCAAAGCAGCACUUCCUCACCCACCAUGAUGAACCAAGCAGCCGAAACUUGGUAUCGAAGUAUGACGAUAAAUACAACAGACAGGGUUACAACCCUCUGCUGCCUCCCCUCCGCACCUGGAAUGGACACAAGUUGUCCUGGAUUCCGCAGAAAUCGGAUUUCCCCAUCGUUGAACCACCCACCAACUAUGGCCUUCUUGAGUACCUGAUGAAAACAUGGCAUGAGGAUGAAGGAGGAGUGAUGAAGAGUGUCUACACCAUUUCCUAUAAAAGCCCACCGAUUUCUGCUUUUCCUACUCGUCAUCUGAGACAACCAGCUAAAACUCAUUGCCUCCCUUGCAACCAGGGACAUCUUCUCCAAAGAGUUAAUAGAAUUCUGGACUAUGCAGAGACUCAGAAAUAUCUGCCAGCCAUCUGCCAACUGGUGAGAGACAGAAAAGCAAGCGACGCCUCUGUGUAA